Chiloscyllium plagiosum (whitespotted bambooshark) is the source of this 2282-nucleotide messenger RNA. RefSeq names its product HscB mitochondrial iron-sulfur cluster cochaperone (gene hscb). Gene Ontology annotation, biological process: protein complex oligomerization; [2Fe-2S] cluster assembly. The record is from RefSeq and is a predicted model, not a curated record. Gene Ontology annotation, molecular function: ATPase activator activity; protein-folding chaperone binding. Gene Ontology annotation, cellular component: mitochondrion. NCBI's taxonomy places the organism in Eukaryota, Metazoa, Chordata, Chondrichthyes, Orectolobiformes, Hemiscylliidae.
AGGGGUUGUGAAGAGGGAAGGAGAAGGAAGGUGCGGAAGGAUAUUCAAAAAUGACGUGUCGGUGACAUACAGGGCGUUGCUGAUUGGUUGGUUUGAACGAUGCUGCGCGGGCUGCUCCGGCGCGUGGCUCCAACCGUCACCUUCAGGGUGGAGGCCCCCACCCUCCGGGCCCUCUCCCCGGGGACAUCCCUCUCGUCCCGGGCCCUCUCCCCCCGGGCCUCCAGGCCUCUCUCCUGGGCCGCAGCCUGUCCGCUCCGCGCUUUCUGCAGCGGGUCAGGCGGCUGCUGGCGGUGUGGGGCGGAGCGGGCCUCCGGGGAGGAAGGGGCGGCGGCCUUUUUCUGCCCGUCCUGCCGCGCCUUGCAGCCCCCGGACCGGCGCCGCGACUACUUCCAGCUGCUGGGCCUCCAGCGCCGCUACCGCCUGGAUGUCGAGCAGCUGCGGCGGAGCGUGCGGCGCCUCCAGCGGGAGCUGCACCCGGACAACUUCAGCCGCGGCUCCGAGGACGAGCGCCGCUUCUCGGAGGAGCAGUCGGCGUUGGUGAACGAGGCGUACGGGACGCUGCUGAGGCCUCUGUCCCGGGGCGUGUACCUCCUGCGGCUGGAGUUACCGGGAGAAGCCGGCCUCGGGGAGGGACUGGAGAGCGGGGAGGAUCCCACCUUCCUGGCCGCCGUCCUGCGCCUCAACGAGCGGCUGGAGGAGGCCCGGGGCCCGGAGGAGAUCGGGCAGGUGUCCGAGGAGGUGGAGGCACGGCUGCGGGAGCUGGACGGGGAGGUGGCCCGGGCCUUCGAGGGGGGACGCCCGCGGGAUGCCCUGCCGCUGCUGAAGCAGAUGCGAUACUGGAGCAGCCUCGGGGAUCGGAUAAAGGAGCGUUUGCUGCCCCGCUGAGAGGCCGCCGGGGGUGAAGACUUUCACUGUCUAACAUGGGUAUCCAAGGAUUGAUGACCUACGUUGGAGAAAAUCAUAAUUUUUUUAAUAAUGUCAAGCUACAAAAUACAAAAAUUGUGAUCGAUGGCAAUAACUUAUUUCAUAGACUUUAUUUUGACUCUGGAAUCGAUCUUAAACAUGGAGGUGUGGGACCAGGAGUGCGCUGGUUGAUCAAAUAUUCUGGAUAGCAUAACCACUGUAAACUCUAAUGCUUUGAGACAUCAACAUCCCUUGAAAGUCUUUGUAAAAACAUCAACACCCCACCUAAAAUCGAUAUAAAAACACACAGUAAGUAAUAGAAAUGUAGCGCAGGUGGUUUACAUAUCACUUAUAUUUUAUUUACAGCAUAAAUACGCAGCCAUCGCUGUAUGAGAUAUAUAAUUGAUGAUUUAUUGAGUGUCCUGGUCAAUAAGGUACCAAUUUAAACAAAGUUUGCUGUACUUUUAAAUGUAUCAGUAAACUUAUCAAAAAAGUAAUACCAAAUCCAAUAGAAUCCAGUUUGAUGUCUAAAUGUUUUUGGUUAUUCUAUAAAGUAAGGUUUUACUUGAAAGACUUGACAGGUACAUUCUCCCAGUAGGAAAAAACGUUUUGAUAAGUUGUCCAAGGAUUUCUAACACUUUAAAUCUUCAGUGUAAGGUGCUUGCUUUCAUAUUGUUUUGAUCACCACCUACCAUUGGAAAUGGGAUGUUAACUAAGUUUUAUUUAAUCAGCUUUGGAACAUCAUAAACUAUCACAUGAAAAUUUAUUUAUCUUAAUUAUGCCAAUUUAAAAAUAAUCUUUUAUUAAAGGUUUACCAGUAGAAUAAUGCUUUAUUUCUCCAUUUACUAUCUUUUAAUUUAACUCUCCAUAUGGUCUUUUUUUAACAUAAAUGUUGUUUGAUCCUAGUGUCUAAUUGUACUCCUACAUAAGAAGUUUUAAAUGCCAUUAUGGUUCCAUUAUCACUCCUGUCAUUAAUAUCUUAUUUUUAUGCCUGUGUGGUGAUGCCAUGAGUCUUUAGGCUUCCUUUUCCCUGCCAUAUUUCUUAUGCCUUUUCAUUUUGUCUGCACUGAGUUCUAGUCUAUUAACUUAUUAAUUAUAGCGUUUGUGUGUCCUACCUAAUUUGUUAUACUUCUCUAACAAACCUAUAUUUCCAAAUAUGUAUCAUUAUAGGAUGUUUAUGGAAGAUUCCCCUAAGUCAUACCACUUCUCUCUUGAUCAUCACAAUAAUACUUCCUUAACUUUAAAUUUUAUUUGGUAAAAUAAUGCUGCAUCAAGCCUGAUCUGUAACAUGUUUUGACCUCCAUUCACAAUAUCACGUUCUGCAAAUAAGCUAUGGUAUUAUCAUGUGCAAAGUAAAGUACCCUCCAUUCAUUUCAAAA